CCGAGAUCUGUUAUGUUCUCCUUCAUGUUCCUUCCUUGCCCUCAUCUUCACUGACGUCCAAACUCUCUGGUGCAGCUUUCCUCACGUCUGUUUCUACACCCCUUGGCUAAAGGACACCCCCUGCCCCACUCAUUGGGCAGCCCAGACUCACCACUGAAUCCCUUCAACUGGUGCCUGGUCCAGCAGAGAACGGUUCAACAUGCCUGAGCCCACAAAGAAAGAUGAUGGCCAACCUGAAGAGAAUGUUGCCCCAGACUCUGGUGACGCCCCAUCUGAGAAUUCGGUUGUGGUGACACCGAAAGAGGCUAAAGUGGCAUCCAAAGACACAGAGGCCAGAGUGAAAAUCACAGAACCAGAGGCAGCCGUGCCCAUACCUGCUGCCAAGGCCCCUCAGCCACAACCUGUAGUAAUUGUGGUGACUGAGAUAGAGCCAGUAGAGGGUGAGGUCACAGACCCACAGCCUGUAGAAAACGGCCACAAUGAACCAGAGCCAACACAGGCUAAGAAGCGUGUCGAGGGGACUGAGGUAAAAGAAGAGCAGCCCGGCACUUCAAAAGCUCCUGCACCUUCAAUGAAGAAGUCUGAUGAGACAAUAGCUGCCACUAAAAAAGAUAAAGAUGGUGAUGUCACCGCCAGCACCCCAUCACCUCCACCUCCAGCAGAGGACGGCAGCACUCCCAAGAAACUUUCUAUUGACCUUCCUUAUGAUAGCGACCCUGAGUCAACCAGGGGGAGGAAAGACUCAGUGUGGUCUCUGGGGGACGGACAGCCUUCCGAGGAGAUCGAAAAACAAAAUGACACUCCGCCACUCUCGACUCUGUUGAUUGAACGGCCACAGAGUGGUUCCAUCAAUGUAGGUGGAGACAUCACCUUCGUUGCUAAGGUGGAGGCCAAAGACUUGCUUCGUAAACCAACCAUUAAGUGGUUCAAAGGAAAGUGGAUGGAUCUGGCUAGCAAGACGGGGAAGCAUCUGCAGCUUAAAGAAUCGUUUGAUCGCUUUACCAAGAUUCACACCUUUGAGAUGCACAUUAUUAAGGCAAAGGAGAACUAUGCAGGGAAUUACAGAUGUGAGGUCACCUACAAAGACAAAUUUGAUAGCUGCUCUUUUGACCUGGAGGUCAAAGAAAUCCCAGAGGGUUCUCUAAACAUUGAUAUCCGCUCAGCUUUCAAAAGAAGCACUGAUGGCCAAGACGAUGCAGGCGAGCUUGGAUUUAUUGGGUUUAUUGGGCUUAUGGAGCACAAGCAAGAGGAAGUUCCUGAGGUGGAUGUGUGGGAGAUUUUGAAAAAUGCCCGACCUGAUGAAUAUGAGAAGAUCGCUUUUACGUAUGGCAUCACCGAUCUCAGAGGCCUGCUGAAAAGACUGAAGAAAACCAAAAAGGAAGAGAAAAAGAGUGAAGGUGCUGAUUUAAACUCUACUGGAUGUUUACUUUGCUUGAUAAAUGUGCUGUAUUCAGUUCACAUACCUAUUCUAAUAAAGAAACUUUUCUACAUCUUUGAUGGCCUGAGGGGUGAGUAUAUUAUCAGGUUUUUGAGACUGGAACCUGCAUAUCAGGUGGACAAAGGCGGAAAGAUCCGGUUAGUUGUGGACCUUGCUGACCCGACUGUGGAGUUAAAAUGGUACAAGAAUGGACAAGAGAUCCGCCCUACUCCAAAGUUUAUCUUUGAGCACAAAGGCACUCAACGGAUAAUGGUUAUUAACAACUGCCAGAUAAACGAUGAUGCUGCCUACUCAGUCACUGCAGGAGAAGAGAAGUGCACCACUGAACUGUUUGUGAAAGAAUUGCCUGUGAACAUAGUGAAAAAGCUGGAGCCUGUAAAAACCACAGUGAAUGAGAGAAUUGAACUGGAGUGUGAGGUGUCUGAGGAAGGAGCCAAAGUUAGAUGGAUGAAGAAUGGGGUGGAGGUCCCCACAGGGGUGCGUUCACGGUACCGCGUGAAAUCCGAGGGGACUAAACAUUGGCUGAUCAUUGAAGAUGCCACAAAGGAUGACACUGGCACCUACUCCCUGAUGGCCACCGGGGGCACCACUGAAGCUCACGUUCAAGUUGACUUGAAGCCUUUGAAGAUUUUAAUGGAUCUACAGAAUGUGACAGUGUUGUUGGGGCAACCUCUUAAAUUAAACUGUGAGAUUUACCCUGGAAACAUCCCGGGCCGCUGGUACAAGAACGGCCAGCUGGUCCAGCCUAGCGAACACAUCAGCAUUAUGCACAGAGCCAAGAAUCACAACCUUGACAUUGAGAGCACCACUAUUCAUGAUGCCGGUGAUUAUACCUUUGUUCCUGAGGGAUACACGCAGACGCUGUCUGCCAAAGUGCACAUCAUAGAUCCACCCAGGGUGCAUUUAGAGGCACUGAAUGCCCAGGAUAACACGGUGACCAUUGUGGCUGGAAACAAACUCCGGCUGGAGAUCCCUAUUAGUGGAGAACCAGCACCCAGAGUCGUGUGGAUGAAGGGAGAACGGGUCAUCCUUGAUUCAGGAAGUCGGAUGCGUGCAGAGACAUUUGCAGACCACACCUGCCUCACUAUUGAUAUCGCAGAAAGAGAAGAUACCGGAAACUACAAGAUCGUCCUUCAGAACGAAGCUGGAGAGGACACAGCUAGUGUAAAAAUCAAAGUUGUAGAUAUCCCAGAUGCCCCUGAGGCUGCUCUGGUUACUGAUGUGGGUGGAGAUUGGUGCACUAUGACAUGGGAGCCGCCACGCUAUGAUGGUGGUUCCCCCAUCCUUGGAUAUUUCAUUGAGCGAAAGAAGAAACAGAGCUCUCGCUGGAUGAGGCUGAACUUCGACCUUUGCAAAGAGACCACCUUUGAGCCCAAAAAGAUGAUUGAAGGUGUGCCAUAUGAGGUGCGGGUCUUUGCGGUUAACGCUAUCGGCGUCUCCAAACCCAGUGAGCCCUCCAAACCUUUCAUUCCCCUGGCUGUGACCAGUGAACCAACAGUGCUGGUGGUGGAUGACGUCACAGAUACCACAGUGACCAUGAAGUGGAGACCCCCAGACACCAUCGGUGCCGCUGGACUUGAUGGCUACCAAGUUGAAUACUGCCUUGAAGGAACUGACGAAUGGAUACUUGCUAAUAAAGAGCUGACGGAAAAAACAAGGUACACUAUAACCGGUCUGCCAGUGGAGGCCAAGAUCUUAGUGCGUGUCAAGGCCAUAAAUGCUGCUGGGGCCAGUGCACCACGAACAAUUCAACACUCCAUCCUGGUCAAAGAGGUUAUCGAGCCUCCUAAGAUUCGCAUACCUCGACACUUAAAGCAGACAUACAUUCGAAAGGUUGGCGAAGUCGUCAACCUCGUCGUGCCAUUUGUGGGUAAACCGAGGCCAAAAGUCAACUGGUUGAAAGAGGGCCAGCCGAUUGACAAAACGGUCAGCAUUCGCAACUCAGAUUGUGACAGCAUCAUGUUCAUCCGCAAGGCUGAGCGCAAGCAUUCUGGGAAAUAUGAACUGAGCGUACAAGUGGAGAAUCAUAUCGACACGGCCAUGCUGGACAUCCAGAUAGUCGAUCUUCCAGGCCCACCACAGGCUGUAAAGAUCGAAGAGGUCUGGGGGAAUAAUGUAGCACUGGACUGGAGCCCUCCCAAAGACAACGGCAAUGCACCCAUAAUAGGCUACACCAUCCAGAAAGCUGAUAAAAAGACAAUGGAGUGGUACACAUGUAUAGAGCACUACCAUCGUACCUGCAUUACAGUCUCAGAUCUGGUGGUGGGUAACGAAUAUUACUUCAGGAUCUACUCAGAGAACAUGGUGGGCUUAAGUGAAAGCGCCACCGUCACUAAAAACAGUGCUCUGAUCAUGAAAGAAGGCAUGCAACUGAAAAUCCCAGAGUAUAAUGACCGUGACUUCACCGAGCCGCCCACUUUCACUCAGCCACUUAUCAACACCUUUGCCGUCGCUGGGUACAACGCCACCCUGAACUGUAGCGUGCGUGCCAAUCCUCGGCCUAAGGUACUCUGGAUGAAAAACAAGAUUACCAUCAUAGAUGACCCACGUUACCGCAUGUUCAGCAACCAGGGUGUGUGUACGCUUGAGAUCCGCAAGCCCAGCCCGUUUGACGGGGGUGUUUACACCUGCAAGGCUGUCAAUGACCUUGGAGAGGCUCAUGUGGACUGCAAACUAGAAGUCAAAGGAGGUUUUACAUUCUUUGAGCUGAUGAAGCGAGGCGUUCCCUUACACCUCAUUGAUAAAUACAUGAACGAGUCUAAGACCUCUGAGAAGUCAGAGUCAGAGAAGAAGGGAUCCAACUGAGGACUGACUCACCCAAUGAUUACCCAGAAAUCCCUGUAACUACUACAAAUAAUGGCCCAUGUGUCUAAACUUUGUCAUGGUAUGGUGUGUUCCGACAUGGAUCUAUAGUUAUAGCAACCUCUGCGUCUGUCACGGUGCGAUCAUGUAAAACUGUGUUUUAAGAAAUGCCACUGAAACUCAAAAGCAUGACUUCAGUGAACUGGAUUGUAGCUUCAAAAUAUAUCACAAAUAGAUAUUUUAUUGUGGAAAAUCUAGAGCAGUCAGUUACAGAUAUUGUAAUGUGGUUCAUUUACGUUUUUCUGGGUUUGGGAGACAAGGUUGGUCCUAAAUGAGCUCAAGUCUGGUUUUUGCUGUUUCUGUCUUUAAUUUCUUUUCUUGUUUGAGUUUCCCUCUUAGUUUUCCAACCCCUUUCCUUUAUUCUCUAAAGAAUGUACUGAAAUCCACUUAGAUGUGCAAUAUCAAUACUGUGCAACUAUAAGACGAGAUCUGAAUGUUACAGAAAACGUCAUGUUUGUCUGAGGAUACUUGUAGUACAUGCCAAUGUUAAUUUUAGCAUGACAGUUAAAUAAAUGUCCCUGUAUGAAAAGCAA
Cyprinus carpio (common carp) is the source of this 4833-nucleotide messenger RNA. Its product is annotated as myosin-binding protein C, slow-type-like. Lineage: Eukaryota; Metazoa; Chordata; Actinopteri; Cypriniformes; Cyprinidae. The record is from RefSeq and is a predicted model, not a curated record. Gene Ontology annotation, molecular function: protein binding. The transcript has 34 exons. Bases 200 to 4243 code for a protein of 1347 amino acids.